Messenger RNA from Triticum aestivum (bread wheat), 618 nucleotides. RefSeq names its product universal stress protein A-like protein. Bases 1 to 618 code for a protein of 205 amino acids. Lineage: Eukaryota; Viridiplantae; Streptophyta; Magnoliopsida; Poales; Poaceae. The record is from RefSeq and is a predicted model, not a curated record. The transcript is spliced from 4 exons.
AUGUGGUCGAUCGAGGCAGUGAUCGCCAGGCACGAGGCCAGUCUCACCGGGAGCGAGCGCGUCGUCAUGGAGGAGAGCACCGAGGCCGCGGCGACGGCAAGCGGCGUGGCGCCUGGAGCCGGAGGCGCGGAGGCCGCCAGGGCGCCGGGCUUGAUGAAGGUGGUGGUGGCCGUGGACGCGAGCGAGGAGAGCAUGCACGCGCUGUCGUGGGCGCUCGACCACGUCGUCCGGCACCACCCCGGCGCGUCCGUCGUCGUCCUCCACGCCCAGCACCGCGUCGACCGCUCCGCCUAUGCAGGCCUGGCCUACGUCCCGCCCACGGCGAUGGACGCCAUGAGGAGGACGCAGGCGGAGAACACCAGGAAGGCGGUGUCCCGCGCGCUGGACGUGUGCAAGCAGAAGCAGGCGAGCGCCACGGCGGCGGUGGUGGUGGGCGACGCCAAGGAGGCCAUCUGCCAGGCCGUGGAGGACAUGCGCGCCGACCUCCUCGUCCUCGGCAGCCGUGGCCUGGGCAUGGUCAAGAGGGCGUUUUUGGGCAGCGUGAGCGACUACCUCGCCCAUCACGCGUGCUGUCCCGUUCUCAUCGUCAAGCCGCCCAACGAAGCGCGUCACAAGUGA